This is a messenger RNA of Suillus fuscotomentosus, 1938 nucleotides long. RefSeq lists its product as uncharacterized. The coding region runs from base 1 to 1938 and encodes 645 amino acids. The record is from RefSeq and is a predicted model, not a curated record. NCBI's taxonomy places the organism in Eukaryota, Fungi, Basidiomycota, Agaricomycetes, Boletales, Suillaceae. Gene Ontology annotation, cellular component: mitochondrial matrix. The transcript is spliced from 6 exons. Gene Ontology annotation, molecular function: L-glutamate gamma-semialdehyde dehydrogenase (NAD+) activity.
AUGCCUUGGAACGAUCGCGCCACCAUCUUCCUGCGGAAGAACGCUUUGCAGGCCGAGAUCGAUGCUGCCGCAGAGGUGUCUUUCCGUUUCGGCGUCAAAUGUGUCGAGGAGCUCUACACACAACAGCCUCCUAAGAACGCAGCAGGAUCAUGGAACUGCGUCGAGUAUCGUGCGCUGGAAGGCUUUGUUCUCGCAGUUUCGCCAUUCAACUUCACAGCGAUCAGUGGAAACCUUCCAGGUGUUCCCUCAAUCGUCGGUAACACAGUCGUAUGGAAACCUUCACCAGCAGCCACGUAUUCCAACUACUUGAUCUAUCAGAUCCUCGCGGAGGCUGAUGUUCCACCCAGCGUCAUUCAGUGCAUUCCAGGCCAUUUCCAGAAGUCAUCGCACCCCCAACUUUGCUGCGCUCCACCUCACAGGCAGCACGUUUAUAAUCAAGAACCUAUGGAAAGACAUCGCCGCAAAUCUGGACAAGUAAAAAGGUAUCCGAGGAUCGUCGGUGAGACAGAAGGAAAGAACUUCCGUGUCAUCUACAAGUCGGCAGAGAUCCGAAAUGCAGUUUUGCAGAUCAUUCGAAUGCCCAUCCUCAAUGUGUCCAUCAGCCAGUCGAGCUUCAAUCUCGACACGUCGGGCGUCGCUGGAUUCUUCGGUGGGGAUGAAGCCAUCUCAGCGAUGGCAACUGUCCAUCUCUACCGCGGGAGGCGCUGGCUAGGCUGGUAUAAUUCACCAGGAAGUUACAUUGUUGCCAAAAAGUUCGGGCAACUUGCUAAUUCGCGAUUUUGGGAUGGGCUUUUCCCUGGUCCAAAUUUAACACCAGCUGAAGUAUUUGGGCUGGAUGGAAAGACCGGCCCCCGUUAUUGGGGCGUUUUGUCAGGCACGGAUAUGGCCUGUGGUCACCUGGCAUACCUCGUGGUGCAGAAGACGGAAGAAGUCGAGGAAGUGGUAGAAUUGGGAGGACGGGAGACUAUACCUCAAACAGUCACCAUCCUCGAUGUCGGAGAUGUGAUACUCAAGCACACGGACCAGGCGCCAAUGAUGAGCGUCCACCAUGCUCUCUUGGCCGCUAUCCCCAUUACCAUCAAUCUCGCAACGUGCGUGCUUUGCGCGGCUUCGGGAGAUUGGCUAGCUUUUGCCCUCAUCCUGCUGGGAGUCAUUUCAGGCGGGACAUCUUGCUUUGUCAUCGGCUCUGCUCAACUCGACUUUCUUGCUGGCGUGAAAGAACCCUCUCCAGGCACGCCGCCUGCAGACGGGAUACUCCUGAUGCGAAACAAUGUAGUCAUUGUCCGAGGCGCAGAGAAAGACAUUAAUCCAAUAACGAAAGGCAAAUUCGUCCUAAGGAUGCAUGGCGGCCCAGAGUACAGACGGAUUGGACUCUGCUCGCUUCUCCUCCUUGCGCAGUUCCUUCUCCAGCUCCUUUUCAUGCCUCAGGCAUCAACAUUUGGGCAGAUCAUGUUCAUCUCAUCGGUUGCGGCCUCGUGGGCAUAUAAUUCAUUUUUGUCGUCGUUGGAGCAAGAGAAGAUACAGGUCGAUCUCUUAUGGAAAGCACUUGGCAAUCCACAACUAUUGAAAUUUGGCCUCAAAAGUAGAGCUGCUCAGGCAGUUUUUGCGUGCUUAGUCCUCAGUAAUGGCAUCCAAAGGCCAUCUGUCGACUUCAAACCAAAGAAAGUCUUGCAUCGGUUCAUCUCGAACGACACGAGGGUAUGGGAUGUAUGGAGAGACAAAGUGGCGGAGCAGUUGGAAAAUAACAAAGCAGAAAAGUCGUUCAAGCUUAGCUCAGACGAUCUACGAGGGUUCGGAGAUCAUGAAAGGGCCCUCCUGGCGUCAUUGCUUCGAGACGCAGAGGACACGUAUGGAGGUUACCAGGAGCAAGUACAUAAGAUCAAAGACAAUAGCCACAUUUCUGAGAAACAAGUAACUCGACCGGACUCCGUUGUUUAG